AUGUGGAGGAGUUCUACCAGCAGUGCGACCCCGGUGAGUUUCCUUACUUCUUCUGAUGUUGAUUUUGGGGGAGAUGGAAUUUGUGGUUUCCAUCUAUUAGCAGACGAGAAGGCCUUGUGCCUCGUUGGACUGCCUGAUGGGACCUGGGAAGUGAGUCAACUACCUGAGGAGGUUCCUGUUCAACUUCCUGAGCCAGUAUGUGGGAUAAACUUUGCUCGUGAUGUUACACCCAAGAAAGUUUGGCUAUCUAUGAUAGCUAUUCAUAGUGAUGCAUGGUUAAUGUCCAUAGCAUUUUACCACGCGGGUCGUGUCUCAUUUGACAGAGCUGGCAGGGAACAGCUCUUCAGGUUGAUCAAUCGUCUUCCCACUGUCUAUGAAGCUGUGACAGGAAGCUAUGAGAGGCAAGCACAGACCCCCAACGGCAGCAGGAAAAAUAAGUCCAGCUCCCAGCCACCAAACCAAUUCACUUCUAACUGCAAGCCGGUGACACCGGCCCUGCCGAUGCCCAAGGAAGAUUACUACGCCAAUUUCAACAGCUGGAAGGUAAUGGAGGACCGGCCAAUGCUCAAGGAGGAGGAUGGUGGCAAAGAGGGUGGGGGCGGCGAGGAUCAAGCUAUAACCAAGUGUGCCGGUUGCGACGAGAUCUACAGCGCUAACGACGGGCACCUAUGGAUUGGCUGCGACCACUGUCAGAGGUGGUUCCACGGCAAGUGUGUUGGCGUGACUACUGAGAUGGCGAACGGAAUCGAGGACUACAUGUGCCCUGGUUGCAGCUACAAAGCCACGACGAAAGCUUCUGACUCGAUAUAG
Triticum turgidum subsp. durum (durum wheat) is the source of this 810-nucleotide messenger RNA. Lineage: Eukaryota; Viridiplantae; Streptophyta; Magnoliopsida; Poales; Poaceae. The record is from the annotation of a GenBank genome assembly.